Molecule: messenger RNA, 2091 nt
Organism: Trametes versicolor FP-101664 SS1
Lineage: Eukaryota; Fungi; Basidiomycota; Agaricomycetes; Polyporales; Polyporaceae
Product: E1-like protein-activating
Exons: 11
Coding region: 1-2091 (696 amino acids)
Biological process (GO): C-terminal protein lipidation; piecemeal microautophagy of the nucleus; autophagosome assembly
Cellular component (GO): cytoplasm; phagophore assembly site
Molecular function (GO): Atg8 activating enzyme activity; Atg12 activating enzyme activity
Source: RefSeq, a predicted model, not a curated record
AUGCCGAUCGUCCAAUUUGCGCCCUUCCAAUCGCUCGUGCAGCCCGCGUUCUGGCACGCCCUGACUAAUCUCAAGAUCGACGUCCUGCGCCUUUCCGACGAUGCUGUGCCGGUAAACGCGAACUACGCGAUCGGACGCUCUGUCAAAGACCGCGAGACUGGGAAGGAGAUUGCGCUUGGAUGCAACUUGUCUGUCGGAGACGACGCCUUCGUAGAAAGCCCACAGACGCUCCACAACGCGAUCCUCGCGAAGGGCUCGUUCAAGAACUUCAAUACGAUCGAAGACUUCAAGAACGCGGACAAGACCGCGCUCUUCAAUCAUCUCUCCGACGAGAUCUGGAAGAGCAUAAUUGAGGACAAAUCUACCGCCCACCUUUCACGCUUCCUCCUUAUCACCUUCGCCGACCUCAAGAAGUACAAGUAUUACUACUGGUUUGCAUUCCCCGCGUUCGCGACCAAGCCCGCUUGGGAUAUCGAUGGCGAGUGGACCGGCGCGCAGGAGACCCUCGGGGAGGACGUGCUUUCCGCAGUUCACACACAACUCCACGCCUCCUUCCGCCCCUUCUUCCUCGUGCGCACGCAAGAUGGCAAGACCACUAUCGCGCCCGUGGAGGAGUACGCGACCUUCUUCGCUAACGUCCCUGUAGACCAGCGCACGAUCGGCUUCGUCGACCCCUCCGCGCAGCCACAGAAUCCCGGGUGGCCGCUCAGGAACCUCCUCGCGUACCUCCUCGCGCUGCACCCCGCCGACGUGGCGCAGGGCGUGCGCGUUCUGUGCUGGCGCGAUGUCGAGCUGCCCGCGCCCGGAUCUGCAGGUGGGUGGAGGAGUCGUUUCGGAGUGGUCAAGCAGGGCGCGGGCGAGGCUCCUGCCGCGGCCCCGAUGGCGAAGCCUGCGGCGGUGGGAUGGGAGAAGAACAUCCAGGGGAAGCUCGGCCCGCGCGUUGCGGACCUUGCGCCUAUGAUGGAUCCUGCACGACUUGCGGACCAGGCUGUUGACUUGAACUUGAAGCUGAUGCGGUGGCGUAUUCUGCCCGCGCUCGACCUCGAGAAGGUUGCGAAUACGCGGUGUCUGCUCCUCGGCGCCGGCACGCUUGGGUGCUACGUCGCGCGCACGCUCAUGGGCUGGGGAGUUCGGACGAUCACGUUCGUGGACUCCGCGCGGGUCUCGUUCUCGAACCCCGUACGGCAGCCGCUGUUCGAGUUCGAGGACUGCCUGAACGGCGGCAAGCCCAAAGCCGCGUGCGCCGCCGAGCGGCUGCGCAAGGUCUUCCCCGGGGUCAACGCGACCGGGCACAGCCUCUCGAUCCCGAUGCCCGGGCACCCCGUCCCGCCCGCGUCCGUCGCGCAGACAAAGGCGGACGUCGCGCGGCUCGAGGAGCUCGUCGAUGCGCACGACGCGGUGUUCCUGCUCAUGGACUCGCGCGAGAGCCGCUGGCUGCCGACGGUGCUCGGCGCGGCGAAGGGCAAGAUCGUGCUGAACGCGGCGCUUGGGUUUGAUACGUACCUCGUUAUGCGGCAUGGCGCGCGGACGGAGGAUAAGCAUGGGAAGCGCCUGGGGUGUUAUUACUGCAAUGAUAUCGUUGCGCCGACGGAUACGGGAGCGCUGACGCGCGCGUACGCGGUACAGUCCCUCACAGAUCGGACGCUGGAUCAGAUGUGCACGGUGACGCGCCCGGGGCUGGCGUCGAUCGCGGCGUCGACAGCGGUGGAGCUGUUGGUGUCGAUGUUGCAACAUCCCGACGGCGCUCAUGCGCCUGCGCCGCCCCCGCAGACGAACGGUCAGGAUAGCGCGGCCGCGGCCGCGGCAGCAGCCGAGGCAGAGAGCAUCCUGGGCAUCGUGCCGCACCAGCUGCGCGGGUUCCUGGCGCAGUUCCGGAACGUCCCCAUCGUCGGGCCCGCGUAUACGAAGUGCACCGGGUGCAGCGAGACGGUGCUGUCGGCGUACGAGAAGCAAGGAUUCGAUAUGCUGCUGCGGGCGUUCAAUGAGACGGACUAUUUGCCGGCGUUGACCGGGUUGGAUAAGCUGUAUGAGGAGGCGCAGGCGGCGUUGGAGGCGGACGAUCUGGUGGAUGCGGAGGAGGACGACUUCUGA